CAGCUGCACCGUUGAAUGUCAUUAAUUGCCCAUCGAGAACAGUAAACAGUCGUAAAGAAAAAUAUCAGCGACAUGAAAUCGUUCAAACAUUUCACGCUCUGCUUUGUCGUGUUGAGCUUCCUCUUCAUCAGUCACGUCACUUCCAGACCAGAACCUGCUGGAACAUCGCCUUUGUUCGGCGGAUUCGCCGUGGAUUCAUCCGAGGAGGAGGCCGGAUCGGGUAACCCCGAACAGGAUCGCAAAAUGCUGACGGGCGAACUCAUCCGCAUGGAACGCCAAUUGGAUACGGAUAUCGAGAAAAACGAUCACUACGAAAUCAGGUACGCUUUGCUCAAUUUGGAAAUGAGGCUCCUGCCCAGGAUGGCCAGGCUCUCGAGAGAGAUCGACUCCAGCCUAGUCAACGCUGAUCAACGGGCUGGCGAGAGAAAAUUCCAAAAGACACUGCAGGAAGAUAUCGCUCGCAUGAUGUACAAAGCUGGCGCACGAGCUUGUCUAUCGCCCGAAGAGACCUUCUACGCCCCUCUGAACAAGUGCCUGCCAUUCGGACCUAACGCUUUUGCAUUCAACCCGUGCAAGAAGAAGGAUCAGAUCCUCUACGACGGUAAGAAUAACGAAGGAUCUUGCGAUUGCGUCGAAGAUGAGAGGCAACUCGUCUACUACAACGGCGAAUGCCAUCGCCAAAACGUGCGCGGACCUUGCUUGCCCGGCAAUUGGUUGGUCAUGACCAACUCAACGCCAACCUGCGAACUCCUUCCCGCCAACUGCACGGCCGAUGGCAAACACGUUUACUGGAGCCCCGAUUCGGUCAAAGUUCCAGCUCAAUGCCACGUCAUGGGUCAGCGAGGACCUUGCAGUCUAGGUCAAAUCAUCACGCGUGACAACUCGGGCACUGUCAAAUGCACUUUCCCUCCCGAACCCGAAGUGACCACUCCCGCACCGGUGGUUGGCGUCACCAGCAAACCCGGCGCAACUGGUCCCACAACUCCUACACCGACUACCGAAACGCCCAUCGCUUCGCUUUGGGAUCGUCCUAGCUGUUCCCAGGGUAGCUACAGAAGUCAAAACAAGAGAUGUGCAAUUUAAACAACAACCGGAGGGAAAAGAUAACAGACAAAAAAAGAAAGAAAAUUUAGCAUUUUUGAAAAGUGUCGCAAUAUAAUCAAUAUCUCAUUAUUUAGGGGCUUGGUUCCCUUAAAUAUGACCCUACCCAUUUAUUUUUUUGUUUUUUUGAAUUCCUACCCUAAAACGCUGAAUGGAAAUGUAUCCUUUCCAUUUAUUCGCUUUGUAUCCAAAACAGUUUCGAGUUUGUGUUCACUCAAUUCUCUUUUUUUCUUUUGCCUUUCCGUGUUUUUUUUUUUAGAAAGUGUUUCUAUCGCGUCUGUUAUAUGCCCUUUUCAAUCAUUAGCAGAAGCUCAACGAAAUCAAAUGUUAUGCAAAAAGUAUCGAGAAAAUAUAUCCUAAAAUAACCUGAUAA
This is a messenger RNA of Daphnia carinata, 1474 nucleotides long. RefSeq lists its product as uncharacterized. Bases 73 to 1083 code for a protein of 336 amino acids. The record is from RefSeq and is a predicted model, not a curated record. The transcript has 3 exons. Lineage: Eukaryota; Metazoa; Arthropoda; Branchiopoda; Diplostraca; Daphniidae.